Messenger RNA from Salvelinus namaycush (lake trout), 576 nucleotides. RefSeq names its product ADP-ribosylation factor-like protein 6. Gene Ontology annotation, cellular component: cytoplasm; axoneme. Gene Ontology annotation, molecular function: GTPase activity; GTP binding. Gene Ontology annotation, biological process: vesicle-mediated transport; intracellular protein transport; cilium assembly. The record is from RefSeq and is a predicted model, not a curated record. The coding region runs from base 1 to 576 and encodes 191 amino acids. Lineage: Eukaryota; Metazoa; Chordata; Actinopteri; Salmoniformes; Salmonidae. The transcript has 7 exons.
AUGGGCCUGUUAGAUAAACUGUCGGGAUGGCUGGGUCUGAAGAAGAAAGAAGUGAACGUGUUGUGUUUGGGACUGGACAACAGCGGGAAAACCACCAUCAUCAACCAACUCAAACCCAGUAAUACCCAGACACAAGACAUUGUCCCAACUAUUGGCUUCAAUAUAGAACAAUUCAAGAGUUCACGUUUGUCUUUCACAGUGUUUGACAUGUCUGGUCAGAGCAGAUAUAGAAACCUAUGGGAACAUUACUACAAAGAGAGUCACGCAAUCAUAUUUGUCAUCGAUAGUGGAGACAAGUUACGAAUGGUCGUUGCCAAAGAGGAGCUUGAUACUCUUCUCAAUCACCAAGACAUCUGCAGUAGGAGGAUCCCUGUGCUGCUCUUUGCUAAUAAGAGUGAUCUGAGAGAAGCCAUGUCUUCAGUCAAAGUCUCUCAGCUGCUCUGUCUGGAGAACAUCAAGGACAAGCCCUGGCACAUCUGUGCCAGUAAUGCUGUAAAAGGAGAGGGCCUACAGGAGGGGGUGGACUGGCUACAAGGAGCUGCGGAACAGCCUCAGUCACAAUCAAAGAGAGACUAG